UCGCAGGGGCCGCAAGAGCCAGUUUAAACACAUCAUCCAUGGCCUUCUACCUGCAGCCAGCAUCGCACCAAAGCCAGCUGUGCCCCGCACACCUCCUCCCCGCAGCCCCAACCCUUCUCCAGAGAGACCAAGAUCAUUAUUUCAGCAUCAUAUCUAAGAAAUCUUUGCCUGACCCAAGGCCACGAAGAUUUUCUCCUAUAUUUUCUUCUACAAGUUUUAUAGUUUGGGGCUUUACAUUGAGGUCUAUGAUCCAAUUUGAGUUUAUUUUUGAAUAUGGCGUGGGAGGCACAGAUUCAAGCUCAUUUUUUUGUUUAUGGAUAUCCAGUUGUUCCAGGACCAUUUGUUGAAAAGGCUGUGUUGUAUUAGUUACCUAUUAUCGUGUAACAAAUUACACCAAAACUUAGUGGCUUAAAGCAUAAAACAGUCGCAUUUUUUUAUCCCAUGUCUCAUGAUGCUUUUUUUUUUUAAAUUAUUUCCUCUUUGUGUUUCAUUUUGGCUAUUUUCUCUUGUUUUGCCUUCAGUUUCACUAGUGUUUUCUUCUGCAAUGAGUAAUCUGCUGUCUGUCCCAUACAGUGUAAUUUUCAACUCCCAAAGCUCAAGUCUUUUUUAAUAAUCUCUCGUGUUUCUACUCAGCUUUUUGAGUGUAUGGAAUACAGUUAUAACUGUCUUAAUGUCCUUCUCUGCUAAUUCUAACAUAUGCAUUCAGUUCUGAGUGGGUUUCUGUUGAUUCUUCUCAUCAUUUUGGGUCGUGGUUUUCUAUAAUUUUGCAUGCCUGGUUAUCUUGGAUUGCAUACUAGACACUGUUGUAAGGGUCACCUUGUUGUGUGCUGGGUAUUUUUGUAUUCCUACAAAUCUUCUGGAAUUUUGUUCUGGGAUGCAGUUAAGUUACUUGGAACCAAUUUGAUCUUUUAGGUCUUGUUUUUAUGAUUUGUUAGAUACAUCUGAAGCAGUGCUCAAUCCUGGGCUAAUUACUCCCCACUACUGAGGCAAGACCUUUCUGAGGACUGUACUCAAUGUCCUGUAGAUUAUAAUUUUUUCCCAUCUGUCUGGUGGGUACAGGCAUUGUCCCCAACCGUGUGUAAGCACCUGGAACUGAUCCUCUAAUUUUUGUGGAUGGUUCUUCCCCCAGCCUUGGAUAGUUUCCUCACAUUCAUGCACUGAGGAAUGUUUUGCUGAACACCCAGGGGGCCGUCUGCAGAUUUCGAGAGCUCUCUCUGUUCAGCUCUCUCCUUUCCAGUCCUCUGUCCUGCAAAUUCUGUCCGCUCUGCUGUUCCUGGACGCUCAGCUUCGUCUCCACAGCUCAGGAGGUCCGCCUGGCUCCACUUCAGCUCUUCCUCCCUGUGCCGUGACCUGGAAAUUCUCUCAGGCAAUCUGCUCUGGCUGCAGUCAUCCUAACAACAACACUGACCGGCCGGACCGUUGCCAUUCCUCAGCCUCGCCAGAGAUCCCUGUCUGAGAGUGACACAACCUACGUUGAAAAGGACAGUUUCAUCGAACCCUAUGCCACCACCUCCGAGCUGAGGCUUCAACCAAAUUGGCAGCAUGAGACAGGAAGAAGAUCUUCUUUGCCGUCCUUUGACAUGCUGGGCUACAGGGAGGAGGACACUGAGGCACAGCUGUCCUCGAGCAGCGGGGAGUCGGCAGAUGCCAGCGCUCGCAAAGCGGAGGGAGGUCUCAGUGACGCUGUGUAUGCCAUGCCCCACAGAAAUCAGGUUCCACUGUCACAUGGGGUGGACAGUGAAGAUGACGAAAAUAUUUCUGACCAGGAUGGGUUUCCACGCUUGCCUCUUACAACACAACGUACACAAGAAAAAGAUGAUAAACAUUCUGUUCUGAAUUUAAAGGAUGAAAAACCACCAUUAUGUGAAAAGCCUCCACCCUCCCCAGAUAUAACUGGUAGAACACGGCAAAGAUGUAUAGAAAUAACCAAAGAAAAGUUCGAGGAAUUAAAAGAAGAAAAUUUGCUUCUAAGCAAUGCAAAUCAAACCCUUACUCUUGAACUUAACCUAAUAAAACAAGCAAUGAAAGAACUACAAUUAAAACUGAAAAGAACGGAAAAAGAAAACCGAAAGUUGAAAGAGGCUGAGAAAGCCUCCCCUCAGGAAGUAACUGCUGCCUCUGAGCUACUUUAUCUAAGAAAACAAGCUCAAGAACUGGUGGAUGAAAAUGACGGGUUAAAAAUGACUGUCCAUCGUUUAAAUGUAGAAUUGAGUAGAUAUCAGACAAAAUUCAGGCAUUUGUCCAAGGAAGAGACUUUAAAUAUUGAUGGCCUCCCAUCAAAGGGCCCGACACCACCCUGGUUGUUGGAUAUAAAGUACCUGUCACCCUUGUUACUGGCCUAUGAAGACCGAAUGAAAGAGAAGGAUGACCUCAAUGCCACCCUUCAGGAGGAAAUGAGGGUGUUCAGGAUGCGAGUCCAGGAAGUGGUGAAAGAAAAUGAAGAAUUGCACCGAGAGUUAACCAAGAGUAGUCCUGUUACCAGGGAGGAAUGGCAUCAGCUUCAGACUCAGGCAGAACUGGUUUUAGAGGAAAACAAGUUGUUGAUAGAGCAGCUGGAGAUUCAGCAGAGAAAAGUCAAGGAUACCCACAAGGAGCGUCUCCAGGAAGUUUCUAAGCUGACUAAACAACUAAUGCUUCUGGAGACUAAAACACAGAGCCAAAAAAAAGAACUAACUGAAAACAAGGAGCAGUUGGAAAUUUUACGUACUGAAUGCCAGGACCUAAAAACACAGUUGGAUGGCAAAAUUGCAGUGAACGUUCAUGCUUCAAUUGUAAAUGAAUUAAAAAGCCAGUUGCAGAAGGAAGAGGAGAAAGGAGGUGCCGAGAUGGAAGAGUUGAUGGGAAAGUUGGCACUGCUGCAAGUGCAGAAACAGAGCCUGCUCUUAGAGAAGAACAGUCUGGCAGCUAAAAACCAAGCACUGGGAGCCGAACUCGACAGGGCACAGAAAAUAAAUAGGAGGUCUCAAAAGAAAAUUGAUGUCCUCAAAAAGCAGGUGGAAAAAGCCAUGGAGAAGGAAAUGUCUGCUCACCAGUACCUGGCAAAUCUUGUCGGCCUGGCAGAGAAUAUAACCCAGGAACGUGACAAUCUUAUGUGCUUGGCUAAAUGUUUAGAAAGUGAGAAGCAUGGAGUUCUCAACAAAAUCAUAGAAGGCAAUAUUCGCGUGGGAAGGUUAGAAGAAAAAAUCAGGGGGUACAAGAAGCAGGCGGCACUGAAAGUGGGUGACAUCAGUCACCGCCUGACAGAGCAGCAGGAAGACUUCGCUAGCAAGACAGCUCGGUACCAGCAAGAGAUGAGGCACCUCCAUCGGAUGCUGCAGGACAAGCAGGAUAUCCUGGACCAGGCACUGCAGCAGAAAAGAGAAAUGGAAGGCGAGCUUGAGGUUGUUUGGCAGUCCACCUCCAAGGAAAACCAAAGAAUCCGAGAGUUGCUGCAGGCUGCGCUGGAGAGGCCCGGUGUGUGGGACGGCCCUGGGGAGGUGCGCUGGGCGCCCGCAGCUCCGGCUACUGGGACAUGAAGCCACCUCCCGCCACCCGCCGCAGCCCGCGCCGUGACUGGGGCCCUGGCCCGGAGCUCUGCCUUCCCUGGGACUGGGAGGCACAGGGGAAGGGCCCACUCCUACUUCCCGCCACAGCACUUCUCCUCAUCAGGGCAAGGUAGAAAUAAACUGUCGCAGAAAUUUAAUCCCUUUUUUUUUUUUACAUUUUGCUUUAUUUGACUCAUACAGUGCUGAGCUCUAUUUUUGCCUACUGGCUGCCUUGCCACAGAGCCAGGCUCUGUGAGACCCAUUGCUCAGGGUGCCAGGGGACCCGAGGAGCUGGCCUGGCUCUGGGCGUCUAGAUCUGUAGCCGGGAGAGUGCCGGAGAGAGCAGGCGGUGGGCCGGAGCCCUCACACAGCGGGGUAGGUGCGUGAGGUCAGCUGGACACGUCCAGUGCUGACACUGUCAUUCACUCUGGGUGCCGUUUUGGCGUGUGGGAAAAGACAGGUGUUAGCACUCACACCCCAGUAAGUUAUACAAACUCUGUUCUGCCCUGUCUCCCUGCCCUUCUUUAUCCUCCUGGAAAGGCAACUUUUCUGGGGCCACCUAGCACCAAGGUGGGGUCCCUGCCCCAGUGCCACCACCGAGAAGGAUGCCACGGGCCGGGGAUCUCCUCUCUGCCACCUCCUCAGGCAGGUGACCCCAGCCUCUCAGGACCAUCCCCUGGCACUUCCUGGUGCCAGUGCCGGCCACCCAGGGCUGCUUGUCCCUGGCAUGCUGGAAGAACGUGGGACAUCAGGCUGCACGGGACCCUGAGAGCAGUGUGGGGGGCAGAAUCCCAGAACACAGCCUUUUACAGGCCCCUUCCAGUGCAGCCCGGCCUCGGUACGGGUGCAGGCCAGCCCUGGGCCCUGGUCGGGUGCGAAAGUUACACACCUGAGCUCUGAUGGCUAAGUUGGGAGUUGAGAUAGAUCACAGUUUUUUUACCUUUUAUUCAACUUGUUCAACAGUUCAGUGAUUCUAAUUUAUUUUCAUUUGACCAGAGGUAGGGCGACACGCUGGGAUUUCAAACUCCCUAUCAUCUCCCUCGGAGGUGACCUAGCAAACAGCUUCGAUGUUAUUUCCAGGGAACCCAGCAGCUCUCUGGCAGCGUGUAAACAGGCUGCAAGGCCCCAGCGCCCCCGUGAGUCUCUCACUGUCCAGCCCUGUGCUUGGAGGGUGGCUUGUCGUGGGAAACCUGCUCUUGUCCCAUACGUAGAGAGCCACUUUUGUCAUUCCUGGCUUUGUCCCGCCUUCUGUGAGAACAUUUUGUUCCCUGGAGAAGUGAACGUUUGUACAUUUCUGCCUUAAGUUUAUUACAUGUUACAAACAUACUUGGCAAGUUUGGUGACCCCUGGACCUCGUCACGGCCAGGCAGGGGUGGGGUCGUGCAGCACUCGGGCUCUGCCAGCCUCCCGCCGGUUUGCUGUCGGCACGUGGCAGGUGGGCUCAGAGUCCAGGGUGCGAAGGAGGGCAGGCAGGCAAAGCGGCGAGAGACAAGGCUGCUGAGGGGCCCAGGGACUGAACUUCGAUGCUUCGUGGGGGAACUGGAAUGCCCUGGGCCUUGCCGGAUGGGCAAGGUUUCAGGAGCUGGAGAAGGGCAGAGAGGGCUGUGUGGGCUGGGGCAAGAACUCGGGAGCCGCAGGAGGGGCAUUCGGGCUGGAGAUUGGGGUGGGCAGGGAGGCCAGAAUGGCCCCGGGAAAGCCCGGACUGCCGUAAGGGUCUCCUGUAGGAGCCUGUAGGGCUUCAUCCUGCAGGUGCCAAUCGGAGCAGGAGUGGGGCCAUUCCUGCUUGGUCCUGGGGAAUCUGUAUAUGGCUCUAGAAUGGUCCUGAUCAGGCGAACGGUUAUAAAACGGGCCCCAGGAGCCCUGCUGCCUUUGGUAUUAGUCCGGGGGAAUUCCGGCCCGGGUGCAGAGAGGCUGGGGCCCAGCCUCAGGGGGGAUGUGGCUGUGAGCUUGAGGGGAUGGCAGGUGAGGAGCUGCCCUCAGUUUUCUGGUCAAUCUGCACAGAGGGUUGGGGAGGGGGGGCGGUAUCGGAAGUGGCUCCUGCCCCUCAGGCUCCGAGAAGAGUGGGAGAGGCCACCCUUUCCCGGCAGCUUCUCUCUGUGGAGAUCCGUGUGGCCUCCAACUCUGAGGAGAGGAGGAAAUCCUGAACUGUAUUUCUUUCAGUGCAGUGUAUUUAGUCAGCAAAUAUACAUGGAGUGCUUAUCUGUGCACGGUAUCGAGCACAGUAGCAGUGACAAAGGCAGACACAGUUACAGAGCCUGCUAGGUGCUUGGAAGAAAACAGGACCAAAACAAUGGCCUCAUCACCUUCAUGGCUGCUGUGGGAGCUACAGGGUGAACCCCGUGCAGAACAUUCAAAAACCUCACUGAACGGAAGCACGGCCAUGAUCUGAUCCUUCAAAACAAAAAAUAGUAUUUCCCAGGAACAGCCAGAAUUCUCUCUUUCCUCCCAUCUCCCAAUGCCGUGCCCCUCUAUCUUGCAGGAAAGCUCGCCUGAUCAGUCUCUAGGUGCCCUGCUAGCUCCUUUAUGUCCGAAUUCCCAAGUGAUGGUUCAUGAUAGGCCGCGCGAUCCCAAGCCGCUUCACAAGGAAGUGCGCCCGGACUCUGUGAAGGGCCGAUCUCUGCUCGUAGGAAGGCGAGCCAGGGACUCGGAGCCACGUAAGAGAUGCCAUUUCUCUGGGGAGCAUGAAGGAGAGUCCGGGGGAGCAAAGUUCAUGAAAGGCUGUGGGUAGGAGGUAGCAUUUCAGUGGGCAUUAGAUGCGGAGUUGGAUUUCCCCAGAAGAAAAUUCUGUAAAGAAAGACGGGGCCUCAGUAGGUGCAGAUGCACCUAGGGAAGGUGAGGUCAGACUGGAGUAGGGUUGGUGUUUCAUGCCAGAUGACUGGUGCCCUUAAGAAAGACAGCUGUGUGAGGAUGGAGACACCCAGGGAGGACGCCAUGUGACAACAGUCAGGGUUGGAGAGACGUAGCUACAGGCCAAGGACGACACCCGGCCAUGCUCGCAAGCCCAGAAGCUAGGACGAAGCCGUGAAGGAUCCCCUCCCGGGUUCCAGAGGGAGCAUGGCCCAUGCCCACACCUGGAGUUUGGACUUCUAGCCUCCAGAACCGAGGCGAUAGAUCUAUUGGUUUUAGAGCCAAAAGAGAAGAAAGCAGGACAAGCCCCCAGAGCCGUGGGCUUCCAGAACAAGCAGGGUCUCUGUGCAGUGACAGGAAAACUUCUGUAUGUGCUGGAGCACAAGGGGGUGAGAACAACACACCUUUUCAACUGAAUACAUUUUAAAAGGUAAUCUAGCUAUAGUUUGAGGACUUCUGAUGAAAAUCUCACCCCCAAAUUGAGAUGUGCCGUAAACAUAAAACCCCAGAUUCUGAAAAUUUACUAUGAAAAGAAGAAUGUGAAAUAUCUCACCAAUAAUUUUUGUACUGGUUAUAUGUUGAGAUAGCAUUUUGGCUGUGUUGGGUGAAAUAAAAUCUGUUGUGAAAAUUGAUAAUUUUACCUGUU
This is a messenger RNA of Zalophus californianus (California sea lion), 7017 nucleotides long. It is a transcript of the gene CEP89, whose product is annotated as centrosomal protein 89. Gene Ontology annotation, cellular component: centriole; ciliary transition fiber. Gene Ontology annotation, biological process: mitochondrion organization; cilium assembly; chemical synaptic transmission. Lineage: Eukaryota; Metazoa; Chordata; Mammalia; Carnivora; Otariidae. The record is from RefSeq and is a predicted model, not a curated record. Bases 1581 to 3515 code for a protein of 644 amino acids. The transcript is spliced from 20 exons.